Sphenostylis stenocarpa is the source of this 1476-nucleotide messenger RNA. NCBI's taxonomy places the organism in Eukaryota, Viridiplantae, Streptophyta, Magnoliopsida, Fabales, Fabaceae. The record is from the annotation of a GenBank genome assembly.
AUGGUAUCUGGUCAAAUUCUCCAGCCCAUGGGCUCAGGCAAAAACGGUGACCGCAUAGCCCGCCCAGGGCCCAAGCCCGAAACCUAUAGUUUCUGUUCUUCCUCUUUGUCUCCGUUAGAAACAGUUUCUAUCUCUAUCAGCUGCUACGGCUGGACUUUCAUUGGCGCUUUGUCUCACAGCACAACCCAGGAGAAAAUGACACAUGAGAAUACAAUAGGCAUUGAGGUGGAUUAUGAAUAUGAUGAUUGCAAUAACUCAAAGCGCCCAAAAAUGACUUCUAAAGUAUGGGGAGAAAUGCAGCGAAUUCAAACAACCGAAGGUAGUAAAGUUCUUUGCAGACACUGUGGAAAACUGUUGCAAGAUAACUGUGGGACUUCUCAUUUAAAGCGUCAUUUAAUCAUAUGCCCUAAGCGACCUAAACCACUGGAUGUUGUUACUCAUGAUUCAAUGGCACCAACAUGUUUUAGAGGUCCCACUAGUGCCAGAGAAUCUGGAUUAAACACAGUGCUUAUGGUUCGCCCGUUGAAGGUCGAACCUGAAUCACAAGUCCCAUGCUUCUUUCAGACUCCAAAUAAUCGAGUUCCAACUACUGCAUCCAUUGAAAAUGCUCCUAGUCCCAAUCAAGAAUCACAUCCAAAAACUAGUUCCCCUCUUUUGCUGCCUAGCAUAGAAUCUCCCAAGAAUAAAGGGGAACUGACUCUGGAUGAUGUAGAAAUGAAAGCAUUUUAUGCUUCUCUGGAUGCCGAGACAUCGGUUAUGUCUCCUUCCGAAGAUUCUACAGUCGACACUGAAUUAUCCAAAACCACACCAUGUGAAGAGACUAAGAAAGCAUUGAAAACACUGCAAGACCUUCUUUCCAAUGACUUCACUGAUCUAUUGCAUACUGGACAAUCUGGUACCAUCAAAUCUGCCAUAGAAUACCUUUCCAAGUUGUCUGCAGACGAUGGAAUCUCAGCAGAAAUGAGGUUGUUGAUAUUAGAGGUUUCUAGAGAAUUCACCCGCUGGAGUUGUGACUACAACGAUGCUAGUAGGAAAAUAGAGUCUGCCAGCACCAACAUCUCGAAAGCAGAUAAACUUGAAGAAAAUCUUGAAGCUAACAAGAAGGAGUUCAAGGAAGUUACGUACUUAGAGAAUGAAUUAAACAACCAGUUAUCAUGUUUGGAGAAAAGGAAGAAAGAGCUAGAAGAGCAAAUAAAUGCAAUUAAAGCUAACAUUGCUGUUUUUCAAUCAGCUAGGGUAACAAGUACAAAGAGAAAAAGAGAAGUUUUUGAAGAAGCAAAGAUUAUCAAAGCUCAACGAGAUGAGUUGAGGGAACAAGUUCCUCACUUGAAAAAUGAGUUAGAAGUGGCCAAGAAAAACCAGGCACGUAUUAGAGCUGAAUGGUCAAAGCUUGGAGAAAAAUUUAACAAAAGCUUGAAUGGGAUGAAUCAUGAGGAGAACUUGGAUGGUAAAUCCAUGCAGGAAAAUUCCAUUUAA